CAGCGACAGCCAGUUUUGGAUCGGAAUGUGCUACCACUUGAGCCUAGGAGUAUCGGAGGACUACGAGAGGGCAUUCGAGUGGUUCAGCAAGUCCGCUGAACAGGGCAAUCGAUACGGACAGAGAGAGCUCGGUGUCUGCUACGAAACUGGCGAAGGCGUGCCCGAGGAUAUCGACGCUGCUGUCUUCUGGUACCGCAAGUCCACGGAUCAGGGUCUGGAAGCUGCCAUCGGCAACCUCAAGGACCUCGGAAAAUGGCCCUGAUCCCGAUGCUGCCUCAACUAAGCAACGGACAGUGGACGAGCUCAAGCUGCGAUACCCUGAGUGGCAAGAAAGCGGCCACGAAAAGGUCGGACCGAUCGAUUAGCUCCUGGGCCUGACGAACAUAGUUGGCUACUACGAGCUGGAUGGCAUGAGAAUGUUCAACUGGCAUGAUCCAGAUGCA
This is a messenger RNA of Polychytrium aggregatum, 443 nucleotides long. Its product is annotated as Sel1 repeat family protein. Gene Ontology annotation, molecular function: protein binding. The record is from RefSeq and is a predicted model, not a curated record. NCBI's taxonomy places the organism in Eukaryota, Fungi, Chytridiomycota, Chytridiomycetes, Polychytriales. The coding region runs from base 26 to 262 and encodes 78 amino acids. The transcript has a single exon.